AUGCUGGUCCAGGACAUCGCCAAGUUUCCCAAGCUCAUGGCCUACAAGAAGCCCUCCCUCAUCAAGAGGUGGAACCUGAAGUGGGAGCAGGAGCAGGAGCUGGAGCAGGAGCAGGAGCAGGGACAGAAGCCCACAACUCUGACAUUGACCAAUUGCCUGACCUUGGGACACUUUCCCCUUUCCACUCUGGUUCUGAUGUGGAUAGGAGUGAAUACUAAACUCUGUCUUUCCAAUCUUUACAACUUUUAA
Messenger RNA from Acanthamoeba castellanii str. Neff, 249 nucleotides. RefSeq lists its product as uncharacterized. The transcript has 2 exons. Lineage: Eukaryota; Discosea; Longamoebia; Acanthamoebidae. The coding region runs from base 1 to 249 and encodes 82 amino acids. The record is from RefSeq and is a predicted model, not a curated record.